Prorocentrum cordatum is the source of this 1062-nucleotide messenger RNA. The record is from the annotation of a GenBank genome assembly. Lineage: Eukaryota; Dinophyceae; Prorocentrales; Prorocentraceae.
AUGCUGACGGCUGGGCUGACGCAGGCGCCCCCCUCACCACACGACGCAGCCUACCCGCAGCCAGCCUACCCGCAGUCGGCGAGCUCGCAGUUGGGCUACCCGCAGCCGGGCUGCCCGCAGCCGGCCUACCCGCAGUCGGCCUACCCGCAGUCGGCCAACGGGUCCCAGCAGGGCUUGUCGCUGCCCGUGCCUGGCUCGUUGGUGAGCUUCGACCAGGCGGGCAGGCCGGUCGGCUCCGCGCAGCCCUGCGGGGGCGCGCCGGUGGGCCCGUACGCACAGUUCCCGCAGCACGGGGGCAGCAGCGGCGCGGCCAGGUGCAUAGUGAAGAUGCCGCGGCCCCUGCGCGAGGACGGGACCGCGUUCGUGGGCGGCAUUCCCAAGCGCAGUGCCACGUUCGGCUGGGCGGAGCUGUGUGCGACGCCGGACCCGGAAGCUUCGCUGGCACCUUCCCCGCAGGUGGCGCAGAAGACUUGGUGUAAUUCCUACAUGUACUUCCCAGCUAAACACAGCCACACGGAGCGGCAAUUCCUGGAGCGCUUCGUGCAGGGCCCAAACGGAGAGUGGCUCGACGUUGUGAAGGCACGGAGGAUGGCUGAAUAUUACGAGGAGCAACGCCUGAAGGCGAUGAAGGAGCAGAUGGAGCGCGAGUUAAUCAUGUCUGGUUCAGUAAUGCAGAACACGCACUUCACGGACGCCUACUCGGGCGAGCGUUUGGUCGCUUGUGGCGGGGAGCUCUUGCCCAGGCAGCAGCUGCUGGACGAGUUCGACAUCCACGACCGCGCCUACGAGUUCAAGCAGCAGCUGCAGGAUGCGAAGAGCGAGUUCGACUUUGACAACUUGCGGGUGCCUUGGCCUUUCGGGCGCCCGCACCGCAACAAGAGGAUCUCGCAGCACACUUACGACUGGUUCGACCGCGCCAACCCAUACAUCUCAUGCGACCGCGACGUGGAGAUCAUUGAAACCGCUUCCACAUACGUUGACAGGGAACACCACGAGAGGUGGGGCAGUGGCCAGCGGAUGUACACGGAGGGGCCGGCGGCUGUGCAGCGCCUCGACUUGUGA